Aspergillus steynii IBT 23096 is the source of this 855-nucleotide messenger RNA. RefSeq names its product glutathione S-transferase family protein. The transcript is spliced from 2 exons. Lineage: Eukaryota; Fungi; Ascomycota; Eurotiomycetes; Eurotiales; Aspergillaceae. The record is from RefSeq and is a predicted model, not a curated record. The coding region runs from base 84 to 755 and encodes 223 amino acids. Gene Ontology annotation, biological process: translational elongation. Gene Ontology annotation, cellular component: cytoplasm; nucleus.
GUUGUCGGUAUUUAAACAGCACAUCCAGGCCUCAGCCGUAUCCUUUCACUUCAUCCAACUAAUCAAUCAACCAAUCCAUCACAAUGGCUCCCUUCGGCACCAUCUACAGCUACCCCAGCAACCCCCGGGUCAUCAAGACCCAAGCUGCCGCCAACAUCAAUGGCCUCGAGAUCGCCAACGGCGAGUUCACCAUGGGCCAAACCAACCUGACCCCGGAGUUCCGCGCCAAGUUCCCCUUCGGCAAAGUCCCCGCCUUCGAGUCCGCCGACGGUGUCAAGAUCGUCGAGUCGAACGCCAUCACGCAGUUCGUCGCCGAGAGCGGCCCCGCCGCCUCGCAGCUCCUGGGCUCCACCCCCGUCGAGCGCGCCCUGGUCCGCCAGUGGGUUGAGUUCGCCGACGGCGAGGUCCUGAGCCCCAUUCUGCAGCUGGGCCUGUGGCGUUUCCUUCCCAGCAAGUACAAGUACGACGAGGCCAACGAGACCAACUCCCUGAACCGCGUCGAGCGCUCCAUGGGCCACCUGGACCAGGAGCUUGCCGGCAAGACGUGGCUCGCUGGCACCGAGAAGCUGAGCUUGGCGGAUAUCUCCGUCGCCGCCGCUUUCAUCUGGGGCUUUGCGCUCUCCGUCGAUGCCGAGAUGCGUGCGAAGUACCCGAACGUGAUGGCUUGGUAUGAGCGCGUCACUGAGUCCGAGGGUGUUAAGCAGGCUUUUGGAGAGAAGAACUUCGUUGAGAAGCGCUCGGCUCCUCCGUCUUAGAGGAUAUGGCGUGGCAUGCGAGGGUAAUGAGAAAUGAGAAUUAAAGAUUUAAAGUAAUCAUCAAACGCAUAUCUGACCAUGAUUUUCGUCACUUUCAAAA